Molecule: messenger RNA, 1103 nt
Organism: Drosophila rhopaloa
Lineage: Eukaryota; Metazoa; Arthropoda; Insecta; Diptera; Drosophilidae
Gene: Sfp65A
Product: altered inheritance of mitochondria protein 3
Exons: 1
Coding region: 39-965 (308 amino acids)
Source: RefSeq, a predicted model, not a curated record
AAGAAUUCUCUGUUAUGUUCAACUAAUCUCCACGGACUAUGGGUUGGAUACUGGGACUGUUGCUCUACCUCUGUGCAGGAGUUUUUGCUGAUAAGUUGAAAAGUGAUAGUGUCAAUAAAAUAAUGGUUAACGGCGGAGCUAUAUUAGUUAACACCUCCACAUCCGGAUUGACGGAUGCAAAGGGAUCUGUUGUCGUACCAGGCCCGGGAUAUUAUCACGAAACCAUUAUCGGCGAGAGACCACUUGGUAAAGGUACGCCAUUGCGAAAUGCUGGUAAUGGCAUUGUUGUCAUCAGCGAGAGCAAGCAUACGAAAAAUGGCGAGACAAACGUUGUUAAGUCCAAAGUCCAAACUGUUACAAGUAAGCCCAAACCCAAGCGAAAAUCCAAACGCAAGAUAAAAACCAAGCCCAAGCCAAAUCGAAAGGGUUCGCCUCCCAGGAGUACUAUAUCUUCAUCUGAAAGUGGAGAAGAGCCUGAAUCCGUAGAACAACCUCCAGCACUAGGACAACUUCAAUCCUUAGGGCAACCUUCUUUUCCAGGACAACCUCCACUCCAAAGACAACCUCCAUCUCUAGGACAAUCUUCACCCCAAGGACAACCUCCACUCCUAGGACAACCUCCACUCCUAGGAAAACCUGCACUCCUAGGAAAACCUGCAUUCCUAAGACAACCUGCAUCCCUACGACAACAGUUUUUCCAAAGACAACCUGCAUUCGUAAGACAACCUCCGCUCCUAGGACAACCUGCACUCCUAGGACAACAGUUUUCCCAAGGACAACCUCUAUCCGUAAGACAACCUCUAUCCCUAGGACAACCUCCAUCCGUAGGGCAACAGAUAAGGCAACAGCCUCUGGUUCAGUCAAAACCGCUUCUGCAAUGGGCAUAUAGAGCAUUUCCUUGGCUUAAGUUCGAUUUUAUUAAACCAAAAAGCGAUCUGACAUCCGAUGCGAACUACUGGAAAUAGGAUUUAAUCGAAUCGAAGAGCGAUCAUCAUCACGAUUUAAUAUUUCCUGCAGACCUAAUAAGUUAAAGAUAAUUGUAGGUCCUAGUCCUAUUAAGUAAUCAAUAAAUGCUUACCUUAAACAAUAGGACUUUCAGCGAA